This is a messenger RNA of Paramecium tetraurelia, 1326 nucleotides long. RefSeq lists its product as uncharacterized. The record is from RefSeq and is a predicted model, not a curated record. The transcript has a single exon. NCBI's taxonomy places the organism in Eukaryota, Ciliophora, Oligohymenophorea, Peniculida, Parameciidae.
AUGUUUAAUAUUGUAGGGGAACUUUGGAAAGCGUAAUAGUAUGCUAAAAACGAAUGCUGUUUUGAAGUUCCUUAAACAUUCUACUUACAAGGUAGCAAAAUAUCUCACUAUUUCACCAGUUCACAAUGUUCUGGUAAAAUCUUGAAGAAAAGGAAAGAGAAUGUAACUUUAAAAAGCAUAUUGGACACUUUCAACUCUAAGGAGAAGUACGUGUGUUCAUUUUAGAGGUUAUUGAACAAAAAAGAUGUUCAAUUUAAAUACUUAACUCGUAUUGAACUUGAGGCACUCAUAUCCGACAUUACUAAUUUCUCAGAAUUAUAUCAAGAUGUCAUCAUCUAAUAAACAUUCCAGAAUGAAAACAUAAUCGCCUAUUGUAGACAUGGACAUAUAACACAAAUUUAACAAAGGAUCCCUCUCUAGUCAGAACCAUUGAUUACUUUAAAAGAUAGUUAAUUUGCUUGUGAAAAAGUAAUAUUUGAAGCCAGAGUUAACAAAGUCGGACUAGCAAUUGAACAAUUCAUAAGUUUGAUUGAAGGUUCAAAAGUUAAUGAAAUUGAACUAUACAUGAAAUAUGUUGGAGAGAAAUUGAUUGUUAUGUGGAACACUAAUCUUAAAUGUAGGACUAACAGAAGAGCUUUAAACUUCAUAAAUUCAUAGAACUAUCUACACAAUUAAGAAUAUUUCGAAUAGUUCCAACCAAAAAAAUAGGUUACGGAUGAAAUCACCAUGAUUUAAUGUUGCAGUUGCAGGAAAUUAACUAAAAUAAAUGAUACAUUUGAAGUGUUGAAGAAUAGAAUAUGGAAGAUUAGAAUGCAUAGAAAUCUGCAUCAUUUGAAUGAUUAGAAAUUGUAUCUAGAUGUAACAGGGAGAAUUGUGCCAAAAUUUGAUGAGUUUUAAUUUGUGAGAGUCUGUGGAAUAUGUUAUAAUAGUUUUAUUGAAACUAUAUCCAACAAUAAUACUAAGACUGAGAACACACUGAGGAAAUUACCAUAAAAAUAAUAAGAUCUAUAAUAAUUGAUGAUGCAGAAUGGUCCUAGAAGAAAACUGUUUAAAUUAAAUGACAAUUAAACAUAUUUAGGUAGUCGAUCAAAUAGUACCCAGAUUAAGGAGAAGAGAAUGACACCUUAAAUAAUGAAUUCCACAUUUGAUGAGAAUUAUGAGAGUAUCUAGAAUUAAAGAAUGGAGAUAGAUGAUGAUUUUGAUUAAUUAUUGAAUGAAGUGAAAAAUGAAGUCAGAAGUUCUUAUUAAUCCAACAAAGUGGUGACUAAUAAAGCUAGAAUACAAAGUGCUUAAAACAAUCAGAAAUUUAAAUUAUAUUACUAAUGA